CCCACGGCCGCUACCUCGUCUUAAGUCUAUUCUGGAUCAGCUCUUUCAUUAGAAAUGGAUCUAUCUAAAGUAGGAAGGUCAACAAAGGAACCAUGCUGAAGUGGUUAUCGACUUACCGUCCAAAUUCAACAUCUAAUAUAAUUACGGAAGAUCCUUUAGCAAUUAUUGGAUCACAGUCUAAAGUCAAUGAAAUCUAUGCAGUGAGCAGAAUAAAUCCUCUCUACGUGGACGACGAGUACUGCGUGGGUCGUAAUGACAAUAAAAAAGACGGUUAUAAGAUAUCAGUUGAAACCAUCAGCUUGGACGACGAGGCUCAAAAGGCCGCCGAGGACAAUUUCAUGAAAAGGGUCAGGUAUCCUUUGAACACGAUACCCGAGGACAGGAUAGACGCGACCGUCCCUCGUCCAGUUUGGCCGAAAGACGAAACGACACAGCUUAUCGAUGACGGAUUCAAGACAGAUCUAUCUGCGAAGAUACAUAGGAAAGCACAACGGCAGAUGUGCCUCUUACAGGAUCCGACGUUCUUGAAUUCGAAAAUCGAUUUUGCCACGAAUAAAGCCGUCGCCGACCAGGAGACGGGCGUGAAUCUGUCAGACGAUGUGGACGCAAAAGAUUGGCCAGAAAGAAAGCUGAAACUCAUGAUAAAUGGGGACGUCAAAACAGAAACGAGGUCUUCAGCCAGCAGCAGCGGCUUCUCCGAACUGACGGCUUCUUCCUCUGCCCAAACCCUCUCGAAAGUCUAUUCAUCUUUGCCCCGCAUCAAGCAGUCCUUCUUAAACGCCAACGUGGUGACUGGUCCCUUGAUCGCCCAUUCCUGCCCUAAACUUCCGAAGGAAAUUUUCGACGAAAAAACUAUUCACUUCUUUCAAAAAGAACGAAUGGUGAUAAAAGAGUUUCCAGGUCGGCCAAGGGGAGAUUUUACACUUGAUCAAGAUCAGGCGGAAAAGUUAAUAAAACGGUUGAAAAUUAGAAAACAACAGCGGUGCAUCUGUCUGGUCGUCAUUUCGUUUUUGAGCAUCGUUGUCUUCAUACUGUGUGUUGUUGUUGUUAGUCUAUUAAUUACGAAUGGAAAAAGGAUUUUUGGCUCUUUGUAAGAAAUCAAUUCAUGCACAAGUCACAAUCAAAAAUGUUUUUCACUUAAAGAAAAAAAAACACAAAACACGUUCUUACAAAAUGAGUGAAGACAACAAAUCAAGACAUAUCAGAUUCUCAUAUGCAUGUAUAUAAAGGAAUGUGUAUAAUGGAAAAAUAGUAAGAGAAAUAUGUAAGUAGGAAAUAUAGAGACUGAGACAAUAGUGAGAGAGAGUGAGAGAGAGAGAGAGAGAGAGAGAGAGAGAGAGAGAGAGAGAGAGAGAGAGACAUUGGUGACUUUUCAAACUAGGAUCAUCUUAUUAAAAUGAUUCAUCUUUAUGUCCGUUUAGGUUUCAAUCAUCCUUUCUUGUACAUAACCAUUGUAAAUAACAAUAUGCAAAUUAUUAAUUGUAAUGAGAUGCACAGUUUCUUCUUUAUAAAAUAAUUUCAA
Molecule: messenger RNA, 1522 nt
Organism: Cimex lectularius (bed bug)
Lineage: Eukaryota; Metazoa; Arthropoda; Insecta; Hemiptera; Cimicidae
Exons: 4
Coding region: 93-1094 (333 amino acids)
Source: RefSeq, a predicted model, not a curated record